GCCCCAUACGCGCGUGAAGCGUACAGAGCGGGUCUGCCGUGGUUUUUAAUGUUUUUGUUCGCCCUGCCCGCACGCACGGAAACGCACGGAAAGAACGCAAUCGCAACGCAGCCCGAAGCGUAGGCGCAAAGCGGAAAACAAAGUUUAAAGAGGUGUGCUUUUUUUUGUUGUGAGGGCACCGGGGCCCGCUAGUAGUGUGUUUGAAAUUUUGCGCAAAACAAUUCGCCCGCAAACGCAAGCAGAGGAAGCGCAGUGAUACGCAAGCAACGCGAAAAGUAUUCGCGCAGCACGGCGUCGCGCCAAACGUGCGAGAGUGAAGACAACCCCCCUUUCCCCUUUCCUUACCGUCGGUCAGUUGUGCGUUUCGGUGUGUUGUUUUUGUAUUCUUUCUAUAUCCUCACCCCCUCCCACUCGUCGCUUUUUUGUUGUUGUACGAUACUCGUGAACAGUGAAAGAAGAUUUUCAAAAUCCGUCUCAAGCGUGAUAUCGAAAGAAUAAUUUUUCAACGACAGUUUCUGUGACGACGGCGGCGGCGUUCCAGCCUCCUUUCCGAGCGCGUUCGCCACCCUUCUCCUCCUCCUUUCUGCGGAGGAGUUAACUCAAGCGAGCUUGUUCGUGCGUGCGCGCGCGCGCGUGUGUGUGAGUGAGAAGGAGGUUUCAGUGAGAGGAAAAAGAUUUCCGGCGGAGCCUGAAGAGAGAGAGAGAGAGAGAGACACCCCAGCUUGAUGGUGGAAAAGUUAGCAGCAGCACGCGGAGGUGUAGCGGUGUAGCUAGUGCCAGUGAAGUGAAAAACAACAACAGAAGCAACAACAAACAAAAAACAAAAACAAAGAAGCAGCGGCAAUGCGAAGGAGGUCCCAGCCAACUGUCGAGAGCAGGCAACGCUGUGACCGAAAAACAACAAACACUACUGUGAGGGGCAAGGCGAUGACCACCGCUGUCCUUGCCGUCGGUAAUGGCGUUAGGGGUUAAGGGGGACCCUCAGUAAAAACCCUUCCACCCCCAAAAGGGCGGACACCGCAACGCGACGCGGAUUAAUACAACACGUAGUAGCGAGCGAGCGAGCGAACGUACGUUUACCAUACAGACUUUAACACAAUUUUGCCAUGUCGAAGUGGAACAAGCCGCAGGGCGUCGUGGUCCCGCUGGAAUCGCUGCUGAAGGAGCGGCGCAAGGAGAACUGCCCGGCGCCGAGACGGUCGGCCGGGCUGGUUGGCCGCUGGGGCAUCACCAGCUUUACCUCGAUACGUAGCCGAAGCUAUGUUGCGGAGUACAAUAACGUGGAUCUGAAGGAUGCGACCGGGCUGGACCUCGGCACCGGCGACUCGCCGGACAGUGUCGUCAACAAUCUGCUCGGCUCGAACAACAGCGAGCCGGCCCGGCCGCGCAAGUUCUUCAAAAGCCGCAACACCAUACCGCCGCCGCCGCCUCCGCCCCCGACCGACCAUCUCGGCCAUCACUCGCCGUACGGGGCGAACGCGGCGGGCGGCGGGUACGGUGCGGCCGGCCCAUCCGAUCUGUGGGGCAACCGGGCGAACGUGACGACGACAUCGCCCCAGCAGCAACAGUUCUAUCAGCCGCUGCCGGCGGCCGCGGCCACCCCGCAGUUCUCGCCCACCGGGCCCCAGUCGGCCAACGUGGGGCUGCACACCGGUGACGCCGGUCUCGGUUACGCCAUGCAGCAGCAGCAGCUACUGCACACGCUACCCGUUACGAAGGAGAAAAAACCGGGCCGGAAAAAGAAAUCGCUCGAGCCGGCGGAUGGUGGCGGUGCGGUUGGGCGUAGUAAGCCAGCCGCCAGCGCCAAACCGCCCAAAAAGGAGAAGGAGAAGAAGGAAAAGCGUCCGAAGAAGGCGAAAAAAGAACCGGCAGCGCCCGGCGACCAGGAGCAGCAGCAGCAGCAGCAGCAGCAGGAGCAACCGAAACGCAACUCGUCCCGCAUACGGAACCGGGUGGUGAACUACAACGAGGACGAGGAUAGCAACGAGUACGGCCGGACGGUAGCGGGACGGUCGACCGGCAAUCACCAGCCGACCCUCGGUACGCCCGAGUACGGCGGCCUGGGACCGCCGGCCGCCGACCCAUCCUUUGCCGGUGUGCUCGAGCAGCAGCCGCUCCAUCAGGACGCCCACGUGACGACGGCAACGUACCAACCGAUGGCACAGCGGCCCGUGUCCUCCUCUUCCUCCCCGGCCGGUGGCUACCAUUCCGGUGGGGAGGGGCGGUACGGGGCUAAGCCGAGCACAACGACGGUGACAACGCCGCUGCCCUCGCCCGGUGAGCAUCGGCCCAUCCUGCUGCGCAUCUCCAAGGGUACGUCGAUGCUGAUCAGUACGGACAGUGAAGAGGUUUCGACGAACAACAGUACGCCGCCGACGCCGGCAUCACAGCAUCACUACGGCCAUCAUCACCAUCACCAGCCGCUCGAGGCGCAGCAGCAGCAGGAGCAGCAACCGGAAGAGGAGGACGACGAGGAGGAAGAGGAGGACUUCGAUGGAGAUUUGCCACCGCGCACGCUGCUAGCCGAAGCGACGGGACCAACGACCACGACGCCGACCGUCCACGACAGCUCGGUCGACUAUUUCAAGCAGCAGCAGCAACCGUUCUACAAUCAACCGGUCGAACCAUCUCCGCACAACACCGCUACACCCCCGCCGGCACCGUACGGUGAGCUCGGAGCAGCAGGAGGGGCAGCCGGUGGUUCGGGCGAGGCGGCCGUGAUCGCACCGGCCCCGGCCAAAUCGGAGCUGAAGAUAAAGAUAUCGCUCGGCGGCAAGCCGCUGAUCAGCAGCACGACCAGCGGCGCAGGGGGGACCGCUGCACCCGGCUCGACCACACCGGGCAGCAGCAGCGGGGCGGCGGGGCCGACCGGCAAGGGCAGCAAGAGCAGCAGCAGCAAGUACAACUUCAAGAAGCGGGCGAUCGAGCGGGAAAAGGCCCGGGUAUCGUCCAAGCGCAGCAAGGUGGAGCUGUCGGACGGCGAGCAGCAGCAUCAGCAGCAUCCACUGUCCGUGUCGUCCUCGACCGCGGCGAAACCGGCAGCGGCGGUGCUGCCCCGGCCGAGCUUCCCGCUGCCCGGCACCGACACGUACGAGGUGUUCCGCACCCUCUCCUCCCUGUCCGGCGGGGACGAUUUCGACUCCCAGAGCUCGAUACUGGGCAGCGCGUCGUCGGACAACAACACGCCGAAGCAUACGCUUGCGCCGGGCGAAGACUGCCAGAUUAUCCACAGCCGCGGCUCGAGCGACUGCGGCAGCGACCUGGAGCUGUCCCAGAACAGCUCGACGGCGGCUGCCCCACCCUCGGACGUCUACUCGGAGAGUGAAAACACGCAGGACAACAACAGCCACCCGCAGCCGCGCGGGGGAACCGUUGCGCUCGUGGCAGCCUGCACCACCACGACAUCAGCAGCCGCUUGCUCCUCCGAGUCCGCGUCGGUUGAGUUGCUGCCGGCCGCAGCAGCAGCAGCAGCCCCCGAGCGGGUGGAAGUGCUGAAGCUGAACCUGAAGAAUGUUGUCCCUGCCGGUGCACGCGUCACACGAAACAAGAUGAAGCACAGCAAUCCGGCGGACGAGCAGCAGGGCGCGGAGGGCGCGGAGGGAACUGGGGCGAAGCAGCCGCUACUGUUGCGCGUCGGUGGUCGAUCCGGCCGCACGAACCGUGCCGCGGCGAGCAACAACAACAACAACAACAACAACAAUGUGGUGCGCGGUACCAGCACGGUGAGCGAAAAGCGCACCCGAAAGCAGACGGACACGCAGACGCAGGCGGAGCAGCCGCGGGACGAGGCGGCAGUGGGCGAGCCGAUGCGGCCGCAUCGGUCACCAUCCGCCGUCGGCACGGGGGGUGAAGCGACGGUGGCCCCGGAAGCACCGGCGGUGGCACCGAAGCCGAGCGUGACGCGCCAGUACAGCCGCCGGAAGAAGAACGUGGUGCCGCCCGACUAUCUUGGCGAACCGUCCGCACCUGCCGGGCCGGAGAGUACCAGCGGGGGUGGUGGUGGUGAGCAGCGACAUAAUGGCGACGCACUCGGGACAGAACAGCAGCAGUCGUUGUCGAGCAGUACGGCAACGCCAACGUCGACAGUGGCGCCGUCCGCCGCCGCGGCGCCUGCCCCGGGACAGGAGCCGGCCGUACCGCCGGCCCCGAUGCGGCUGGUGCUGCAGAAGAAGGGCACCAUCUUCAAGAGCCGCCCGCUGGUCGGCUCGAGCGACGGGGCGACCGACACCAAGAAGCGGCACGUGUACAAACACAAAUGGGACCACGGGAACGGGCUGCUGGAUCAGGACGGCAAGGCGGGCGGGGAUGCGCCCGGUGGCGGUGGAGCGGGCGCGAGCGGCGGUGUUGGGGGUGGGGCGGCCGGCGUCGGCGUGUCGGACGGCGGCCUGCUGGCCAACCACCACCACGCGUACGCGACGGACGGUGCCUUCGACGAUGAUGUGGACGGCGAUGGGCACGAGGCCGCUGGUGGACUGGUCGGAGCUGGAGCUGGAGCAGGUGGGGGUGGUGGAGGUGGUGGUGGUGGCAGCGGCGGCGGCGGUGGAUCGUCCGGUCCGAGCCAGCUCGACUUUGAUGGAGCGUUCUUCGACGGCGAUGCGCCACCGUCCGCCAUGCCGUCCCGCUCGAAGCGCAUGAAAACGUUCGGAGCGGGCGGUAGUGCGGGCGGCUUGCAGUCCAGCGGGCAGCAGGGUACCGGCGGUGGUGAGGCUCGGGGAGCGGGCAGCAUGCCGUCGUACUAUCAGUACGGACGGGCGCAGCACGCAGCCGGCGACGCGUACGAUGGUGCGGCGGGCGCAUUCGACGAUGACGAAACGGACGGGGGCGACGACGAGUACGGUGGUGGUGGUGCGAAGAUGCGGUGCGACCGGCAGACGAAACCGUUCUACACGAUCGUGCGCAACGUGAAGAACUCGCACCAGAUGCAGGAGAUCGGCGAGUUCCAGGAGAUGGACGACGACGUCGACUACAUACUGAGCGCCCUGCACCCGGACAACCCGAUCUCGACCCGGUGCCUGUCGGCGCUGCAGCUCGCGACCAAGUGCAUGAAGCCGGCGUUCAAGAUGCACGUGCGGGCGCACGGCGUCGUGACGCGGUUCUUCCGCGCGCUGUCGGACGCCCACCAGGACCCGAGCCUGGGCCUGUGCACCGCCGCCAUCAUGUACGUGUUCUCGCAGGACAAGCUGAACAUGGACCUGGAUCGCGAUUCGCUCGCGCUGAUGCUAAACCUGCUCGACACGGACCACCGGCUGUCGGAGGGUGGCACCGCCGCCCAGCAGCAGCUGCAGAAGAACCGGCAGCGGGUGAAGGAGCUGUGCGAGGAGAUCAAGGGCGCCGGCAAAGGCGGCGGCGGCGGCAAGCACAUCGAUACGGACCGCGUGACGGCCGGGUCGCUCGCGAUGGAGUCGCUGCUGUCGCUCACGUCCCAGCGGGCGGGCGAGUGGUUCAAGGACGAGCUGCGCAACCUGGGCGGCAUCGAGCACCUGAUCAAGACGGUGGCGGAGUGCUACGAGCAGGUGCCGGACCGGGCCGCCGACUGGCACGAGCCGGACGUGGCGAAGCUGCGCAAGAUCGAGCGCUGCCUGCGGGUGCUCAACAACGUCAGCCUGUUUAACUGCGCGAACCAAACGUUCCUGCUCGAGCACCGGGCCGGGCUGCUGGUGCAGAUACUGGUCCGGCUGUACCGGCAGCUCGACCGGGACUUGCCGCACUACCCGACGGACGACGCGACGCCCAAGGAGAGCAUCGGCGUGCUGCUGCGCGACCUGCUCCAGCCGAUGCUGCACAUGCUCAUCACGCUGACACACUCGUUCGACGAUCAAGCUCGCGGUGCCCAUCUGGUCGGGAAGCAGCCGGACGUGAUUAACAACACGAUGAAUCUGCUGCUGCGCAUCGCCAACUACGUGCCGCAGCGGUGCGUGUUCGAUCUGCACCUGCUAGCGCUGACGCUGCUGCUUCAUCUCGCCCGCCCCAGCCAGCACAACCGGCAGCAGGUGCUGCGCUACGUCGACAAGGAGACGAACUGGGACGGCUUCAAGGCGCUGGUCGCGUACUUCGACCAGCAGGAGGAGAAGGCCAGUCAUGCGGAGGAGAAAACAAACGCAAUACUAGACACGCCUUCCGAAGCGGCCGGUGUUGAGGAUGCGGAAACGAAGCUGAUACAAAAGGCGGAGCACCAUAUGGAGCACACGUACAUGGGCAGCCACGUGUGCAUGCUGAUCUGCCAGCUGGUAAUGGACGAGCCCGGGCUGGAACAGAUCGCCCGGGCGUAUCUGAAGAACGGCAACUUCAAGCGCAUGGUGGCGGCACUCAGCCGGUACUACGAGUUCCUGAACCUCACGACGAACGCGGACGCAGAAAGCACGGCUCACAAGCGCCAAACGAAGGAAGCGAUCGACUAUCUCGGCCAGCUCGAUGGCUGUGAGUCGGCCGGUGCGGCACGCGCGAGUGGCGGCCCCGGCGGCAGCAGCAGCGGCUCCGGUAGCUCCGACCCCAAAGCAGCUGCAUUUUGUCAGUAGUAGUGCCAGGGUCGAGACGAGGGUGAGGAGACCACAAUCGGUCGGUUUGUUUGGUGUACUGACCAGACACAAACACAUACACACAUAAGUGCCGCAUGUAAUGUACUGUAAUGUACUGCUCGGUUUUAAACAUGCCUGCACAGCCUGAGUUUCGGUAGGACUGAUGAGAGAAAGAGAGAAAGAUGUAUGUGUGUGUGUUGAUUUUAUUCUUUUAGCUGUUCCAUUGUUAGCCAACAAAACUAUUUUUUUAAUUCCUCGCGUAAGGAUAGUUGUACUAAAAUGCUGUUUUAUGCCAGGACGAUUAACCAUAUCCGUUAUUAAAUUGGGGUUAUUUAAUUAAAAAAAAAAACCUUUACACAACAUUCAAUUCUGUUGCCUAAUUCCAUCUUCAGUUCCAAUUGGAAAAACGCACACAACUAACAGGUCAGAAUAUCAGGGGGAAAAUUACCCUACUGCAAGGAACCAAAUUAUUUAUUAAAAUAAACAAAAACAAAGGACAGAAGGUUGCAGAACAUUUUAUAAAAUCGACACACACACACACACACGCCCUCAAGCAUGAAAAGCGGACGAAAAAGGAUGAACAAAAGAAGCGAUUAUCUAAAAUACGCAUGAUGGGUCGUCCAAGUGCGAGGGCGAUUGCAGGCGGAGGGGGGGCAGCAUGUAUCAUAUGUUGAUUUCAAACUGACAUUGUACAUAUGUAGAUCGUUAAGGUACCCUUGUUUAGGUUAUAUUAACAGUACAGGAAACCCGUUCAAGGUGCCGUGGUACGAGAGGGACCGCGGAAGGGAUCGCCAGAUAUCGAAGAGAGUUAGAAACACGACGGCUUUAGCGAGCGGCGGGCAGGGAAAAUUAAGUCGCCGUUAAUGGGUGUGUGGUUGUGCGCACUGUUUACAUACAAUGGUUAUGUGGUUGAACAAAAUUGUAAAAAAAAGAAAGAAUCCUAAACACGCAAAUUAAACAAUCACAAGUGUUGUGUGUGUGUGUGAUGGGUCUGUUUUUGUUAGUAUGUGUGUAAUCCUUGUAAUCGAGUUUGUACCGUCAGGUGGAGAGGAAACAGGGCAACUAAAGGGAGAAGAGACAAAUGGUGUAAAAGAAUAUGGAAAAAUAUGAAACGAUGGGUCCGACUGAACACAACACGUUUGAAGAUUAAAAAAAAAAAAGAUGCAAUGACACACACACAGUCCCAGCGUACAUAAAGGAAAGGAAAGCACGGAGAUUGGCGGGAAAAGUGUUGGACCCCCAUUGGUGUACAUUUAGGCGAAGUCGCGUAACGUUUUUUUUUUAAAUAUAUAUUAUAGAAAGAAUCAAUUAGACGUAUAAAAGAACAGAGAAGAAAUAGAGCGACACAUACACGCCUGACUUAUAAAGAAUAAGAGAUGGCCAGGUAGGGAAAGAGGAGGAAGAAAAACAGUUAAAAUUUGUUGCGAUCUCUUUGUUUUUGACGCACGUGCUCGUGCGCAAACACACACACACACACGGGGACGACAAAAUCCCCUUCUGGUUUCCGUGCAUCGGGAGGAAGGAAGUAGUUGAUAGGUUAGUUUCGGGCAGCCAGCAGCAUACAGUCGGUCUAGCCAGUGCGGCAAGAUGCGCAACGGUUUAGUGGUAUUAUCGUCGUCUCCUCCUACCCGCUGUCCUCUCUCCACCCCCACCUCCCAUGCCCUGUCGGAGGUUGCAGACAUAGCAGUAGACCCGUUUGAUAGGUGCGUUUAAGUAGCUCGCAGACGGUUGGAUAAUAAAGGGCGCCUAGUAUUUAACUAAAAAAAGUA
Messenger RNA from Anopheles arabiensis, 8284 nucleotides. RefSeq names its product protein wings apart-like (gene wapl). NCBI's taxonomy places the organism in Eukaryota, Metazoa, Arthropoda, Insecta, Diptera, Culicidae. Gene Ontology annotation, biological process: regulation of chromosome condensation. The coding region runs from base 1107 to 6515 and encodes 1802 amino acids. The record is from RefSeq and is a predicted model, not a curated record. The transcript has 8 exons.